CAGCUGUGAGCGUGGGCCUUGGGAGGAGGUGGCGCCCGGCUCUCGCGACGAUGGCCGGGCUGCAGGCGCUGGUGCAGCGGGUGCUGCGCGCGCUGGUGUGGCGGGCACUACAAGCCCUGCUCUGGCCGCACCACGAGCUCAUCUCGGCGCUGUGCGCACGCCCAGGCACCUGGAGCUGGAUCCCGUGGCUCCCCAAGCCUCUGACGAACUGUGGGCACUCUCGUCGCAGUUCGCACCGGCACUCGCACUCGUACUCGCCGGGGGACCCGGCGCUGGCCGUAAUGCACCCCGGGCUGCGCUGGCGCGCGGACUGCGGGACCCUGCACAAGCUGCCCGUGCACCUGGGUCUGCUGAUCACGGAGUUGGAGCACAGCUUCUCGGACGUGGCGAGCAUCGUGGUGUGGUGCGUGGCCGUGGGGAUCUCCUACGUUAGCGUCUACGACCACCAAGGUAUUUUCAAGAGAAAUAAUUCCAGACUGAUGGAGGAAAUUUUAAAACGACAACAGGAACUUUGGGGCUUAGAUUAUUCCAGAUACUCAGCAGAGUUGGCAGAGAGUAGCGGCAAAGACGGUCUAGUUUUAAUCUGCCGGUCGGCCGUGCAGGUGCUGUCCCCAGAAGACGGGAAAGCAGACGUUGUGAGAGCCGCCCAGGACUUCUGCCAGUUGGUGGCGCGGCAGCAACGGAGAGCCACGGAUCUGAACGUGGAUGUGUUUGACCGCUUGCUUCGUUCCCACGGCUUCCCUGAUCCGGAUUUAGUACUGAAGUUUGGUUCUGUGGACAGCACAUUAGGCUUUCUCCCCUGGCAAAUCAGACUGGCUGAGAUCGUGUCCUUGCCUUCUCACCUGAACCUUCCUUACGAGGACUUCUUCUCCGCCCUUUGUCAGUAUGCGACGAGUGAACCGCGUCUGGGAAAGUAGUGGUCCCUGUUUGCGUCCCUUUUGGAACUAAGGACCCGAGGGACUCUGAUGUUUACAAAGUACCUAUAAAUACCCUGUGCACACCUAGUUCAUAUUCCUCAUAAUUUAUCAGCAGACACAAAGAAUGUCUUACUCGAGUGUGUGUGUGUGUGUGUGUGUGUGUGUGUGUGUGUGUGUGUGUGUGUUUGGGAAUAAACCAGGGAGGCAGCCGGGAAUGGAAUAGCAGAGGAUGUGAGCCUUCAGAUUUAAAGGUCUCAGCCGGUACAACUUUCCUGAUUUUGUGAAGUAUAGGGAGUGAUUAAAGCUGGUCAUUUGGAGUGGGGUGAGGGUAAUUUUUAUUCAGUUUAUCCUAGUGACCAAACUUUAAUUUUUAAGAAUGGUAUAUUGACUUACUAAACAGGAGUAUUCUCAUUUUGAGGGCGAUUCAGAGGAGCGGAAUCCUGUACUCACAUGUUGAAAGCUUGCUUGCAUUCAGAACAUCUCUCCUCAGAUUUCUGGCCAUUUCUGUUGCGUUAUUCUGGAUCAUCACAAGCUGUACAUCAUCCAAACCCCCUGGAGCUUCCUACUCACCGAUGGCAUCGUGGACUGUGUAAAGAAGUGAGAGGGUUUGAACCCAUUCUGAAGCUGGACUGUGGAUUGCUUCUUCAAACUGAAUGGUGGUUGCUUGAAGUUGAAAAGCUGAUUAAAAUGUGAAUAGCAAAUUCUGGUACUUUGUGACUGAGUCUCGAAUGCCUGUUUUUGACAAGAAUAUGCUACAAUAUUAAUGAACAGUGCCAAAUAAAUGGUGCAUAUCUAUAAUGCAGUCUUUUAAUAUAUGCUAAUUAGCUCCUCCCAUCUCUGUGAUGGUUCCACUCUUAGAAUCAGUGAAGUUUUUGUGAUACUUGAAGUGGAGAUUUUGACAACAUGUAAACAAUGUAUACAGCAGGUUUUUAUGAUUAAGGAAUCAAAUUUAUUGAAUUUUAUUAAUAAAAGUU
Peromyscus eremicus (cactus mouse) is the source of this 1891-nucleotide messenger RNA. Its product is annotated as dehydrodolichyl diphosphate synthase complex subunit Nus1-like. Gene Ontology annotation, molecular function: ditrans,polycis-polyprenyl diphosphate synthase [(2E,6E)-farnesyl diphosphate specific] activity. The coding region runs from base 51 to 917 and encodes 288 amino acids. Gene Ontology annotation, cellular component: endoplasmic reticulum membrane; dehydrodolichyl diphosphate synthase complex. The record is from RefSeq and is a predicted model, not a curated record. The transcript has 2 exons. NCBI's taxonomy places the organism in Eukaryota, Metazoa, Chordata, Mammalia, Rodentia, Cricetidae.